Messenger RNA from Lolium rigidum, 2432 nucleotides. RefSeq names its product cysteine-rich receptor-like protein kinase 10. Gene Ontology annotation, molecular function: ATP binding; protein kinase activity. NCBI's taxonomy places the organism in Eukaryota, Viridiplantae, Streptophyta, Magnoliopsida, Poales, Poaceae. The record is from RefSeq and is a predicted model, not a curated record. The coding region runs from base 1 to 2184 and encodes 727 amino acids. Gene Ontology annotation, biological process: protein phosphorylation. The transcript is spliced from 10 exons.
AUGAAUCUUGUCAUCUGUGAAGAGCAGUUCUGCGAAAAUGUGAAAUUUCUUUGGCCGAUCAAUACUUAUGCCAAGAUGCAUCCCUGUAAGUCAUCUAGUUACUACAAGUACAAUGUUAUGCUGAUUUCAAAACGCCCUCAGGGUGAUACUUCAGGAAAUGACGAAUGUGAAAGCACAAAAAGAGCAGUGUCAUCAGUCUUCUCCACCCCUUCACUGGAGACGUCGUCGUGUUCCCACCCCUUUCCUCCAUCUUCCCUCAGCUCUCCAAGCCGUUUCCGUCAGUCAGCGUGGCACUGUCACCGUCAUGCUCGUGCUCAGCAGCCUCAACCGUGGGGCCUACACAUCCACAGGUCAUUUCCCUUCUGUGGCAACCUCUACAUGGUGAAUGGCGGGUGGGGUGUCCACCCAUCGCGCAUCUUGCGCAUCGAUCCGCCAGAUGACUCCAACCCCUCCUCUUGGUCAUUGAGACAGCCGCAAAUGGUCGCCACAUGCCCAGUCGAGCAGUUGAGUUCACCUGCACUGGUAGAAUGCAAUUCCGAGCUUCUUCUGGUCGGCUAUAACAAUGGAUAUUCACGGUUAGUGGUUCUCCGGGUUGCUGACCUCAUAAGUGGAGCCCCCGCCAUGCCGCUGACAAGCAUCGCCGACCAAACUCUCUUCAUUGGUGCAUGGAACAUGUCCAUCAACUCCAAGAGCCUACCAUCCGUCCAAGGGAACUCCAUUGCCAUUCUCAGUGCCAUAGGUGGCGGCCUUGUGGGCAGGGGAGCUAUACCGCAAUAUGAUCUGGGCAGCGCGCCUUUUCUGGAACUGUGGGAAAAUCUUGUGUUUCUACCUAGACCAAGGAGUGGAGCGCGGAGGGGAGCAAACGUAAAGAGAAGGGUCCUCCUGCCGGAGCGGAGCGGCGCCAUGACGUGGCCGGCUGGCCACCGCCGGCUCAUGGCCACGGGCACGUCGUCGUCGUUGUCCCCGGCGCCGUCGGGGACUGACGAGUCAGGUGCAGGAGGGCGGGGCUCGAGCCAGGACGCGAUGAAGAUCAUGGUGUCCGUGCUGGUGGUGGUCAUCUUCUGCACCCUCUUCUACUGCAUCUACUGCUGGCGCUGGCGGAAGCGCAACGCUGUGAGGAAAUCGCUGCUCCAGAGCCUGCGGCCCAGGUCGAGCUCGGACCUGCCGCUCAUGGACCUGGCCUCCAUCCACGCCGCCACCAACAACUUCUCCAAGGCCAACAAGCUCGGCGAGGGCGGCUUCGGCCCUGUCUACAGGGGGGAGCUGGCCGGCGGCUCGGAGAUCGCCGUGAAGCGGCUGUCGGAGCGGUCGCGGCAGGGCGCGGCGGAGUUCAGGAACGAGGUGGAGCUGAUCGCCAAGCUGCAGCACCGCAACCUGGUGCGGCUGCUGGGCUGGUGCGCGGAGCGCGACGAGAAGCUGCUUGUGUACGAGUACCUCCCCAACCGCAGCCUCGACGCCUUCCUCUUCGACGCUAGCAAGAGCGCGCAGCUGGACUGGAAGACGAGGCAUAGCAUCAUCCUCGGCGUCGCCCGUGGGCUGCUCUACCUCCACGAGGACUCGCUGCUCAAGGUCGUCCACCGGGACCUCAAGGCCAGCAACGUGCUCCUCGACAACAAGAUGAACCCCAAGAUCUCCGACUUCGGCAUGGCCAAGAUCUUCGAGGACGAGUGCAACGAGGUCAACACCGGACGCGUCGUCGGAACAUAUGGGUACAUGGCGCCGGAGUUCGUCAUGGACGGCGUCUUCUCGGUGAAGUCCGACGUGUUCAGCUUCGGGGUGCUGCUGAUAGAGAUCCUCGGCGGGAAGCGGAACGGCGCGCUGUACCUCGAGGAGCACGAACAGACCCUCAUCCAAGACGCAUGGAAGCUGUGGACUGAAGACAAGGCGCCGGAGUUCAUGGACCCGGCGCUGGGGCGGUGCUACCCCAAGGAGGAGGCGUGGCGGUGCUACCACGUAGGUCUCCUCUGCGUGCAGGACGACCCAGACCUCCGGCCGACUAUGUCCAGCGUCCUGCUCAUGCUCAUCAGCGACCACAUGAACCUCCCCGCGCCGGCGAGGCCGCCCAUGUUCACCAGGCUCAGGACCUUCCCGGCCUCCAUGAUCCCCUUCUCCACCAGGACCGAGUCCACCUAUUCGCCCCAGUCCAUCAACGACGUCUCCAUCACCGUCAUCGAGCCACGAUAAGAUUGUUUCUUCCUGCCGCGCACGCUAGGUGUUUUGUUGUGUACAUACUAGCCGAGUGAAUUGUCUGUUGACGGCCGGCCGAUGAUGGAUUUUUGUAGCUGUCGAUGUCCAAGCAGUACGAACAGUUCGUACCACGGUGAACAUUGUGAGUGCAUGCAGAUGGUGACAAGGCGAAAUCCAUGAUUGUGUACAGUGAUUAUCUUUGUUUACAACGUGACAAAUCAAUAAUUUUUGGCAUGUCAAGGCAA